AUGCUCGCCUUUUGGAGGAAUACAUUACUACUGGGCCUUGCAGCUGGGAACGUAGUUCUCGGUGAAGAUGUCAUCACCGAUGACACAGUAUUCUACGGAGAAUCUCCUGCCGUUUACCCUUCACCCCAAGGCACCGGCACUGGAGAUUGGGCCGAUGCAUACACCAAGGCCAAAGCAUUCGUCGCCCAGCUAUCUGAUGAUGAAAAGGUCAAUCUGACUGCUGGUAUCUCCGCUGAUAAUGGAUGCUCCGGGAAUAUCCAGGGAAUCACUCGCCUUGGGUUCCCAGGAAUGUGCGUGAGUGAUGCUGGAAAUGGCUUGAGAGGAUCCGAUUUCGUGAACGCUUGGUCAUCUGGAGUUCAUGUAGGAGCCAGCUGGAACCGUGAUCUCGCCAAGCAACGAGGUAUUCAUAUGGGACAGGAGUAUCGCAAGAAGGGUGUAAACAUGAUCCUGGGUCCAGUCGUCGGACCUCUGGGCCGUGUGGCUCUUGGUGGUCGCAAUUGGGAAGGCUUCGCCGCUGAUCCGUACCUCAGCGGAAUCUUGGUUGCAGAUUCGGUCAAAGGACUGCAAUCUCAAAACGUUGCCACUUCCCUGAAGCAUUUCAUCGCAAACGAGCAAGAGACUAACCGCAACCCAGCCACGAACUCCGAAGGGCACUACGUUGAGUCUGUCUCAUCGAACAUCGACGAUAAAACACUCCAUGAGCUUUACUUGUGGCCUUUCCAAGAUGCAGUCCUUGCUGGAACCACUUGCAUCAUGUGUUCGUAUAACCGUUUGAACAACUCAUACGCUUGCCAGAAUAGCAGAGCUCUCAAUGGUCUUUUGAAAACUGAGCUAGGCUUCCAGGGAUAUGUGAUCACCGAUUGGUUUGCCCAGCACACCGGAAUAGCGUCUGCUAAUGCGGGAUUGGAUGUUGUCAUGCCGAGCUCAAGUUAUUGGAAUGGUAAUCUGACCACGGCGAUUUCGAACGGAACCAUGGAAGCAUCACGAUUAGAUGACAUGAUCACAAGGUUGAUGGCAACUUGGUAUUAUCUUGAUCAAGACUCGGCAUUCCCUAACCCUGGUAUCGGGAUGCCGUCCAGCGUCAAUGCUGCCCACGAAGCAAUUGUCGCCACAUCUAAGGCGGCAAAAUCAGUGCUCUUGGAGUCAGCCAUUGAGGGCCAUGUUCUGGUGAAGAACAAAAACAAUGCGCUUCCACUCAAAUCACCUAAGUUGGUUUCCGUAUUUGGAUACGAUGCCAAUACCCCCAUGUCCUAUACCCUGGAAAGCUCAUUCAGCUUCCCCACAACCGAUCGUUCAGCUCUCUAUCAGAACGGAACCCUUUUUGGUGGUGGUGGAUCAGGCGCAAACUCGCCUGCUUACAUCGACUCUCCGAUAGAGGCUCUACAGCGUCGAGCCUACCAGGAUGGCUCUUCCAUUCUAUGGGACUUCACAUCGGAAAAGCCCUUUGUCAAUUAUGUCUCAGACGUGUGUCUAGUUUUCAUCAAUGCUUUUGCCACAGAAGCCGUUGAUCGAGAGGCUCUCAGUGACACUCAUAGCGACACAAUUGUGACCAACGUUGCAAACAACUGUGCCAAUACUGUUGUGGUGGUGCACAACGCGGGCAUUCGCACCGUCGAAUCCUGGGUUGAUCAUACCAAUGUCACCGCUGUGAUAUUUGGCCAUCUCCCUGGCCAAGACACUGGUCGCGCACUGGUCGAUAUCCUCUAUGGAGAUGCAAACCCAUCAGGUCGACUUCCUUAUACAGUCGCGAAGCAACAGUCUGACUAUGGCACUCUUCUCCAACCUUCCGAGCCCGACGAGAAGUAUCAAUACUUCCCCCAAUCGGAUUUCACAGAAGGGGUUUACAUCGACUAUCGCGCCUUUGACAAAGACAAUAUCGAGCCCCAAUACGCCUUCGGAUUCGGUCUUUCUUACACCUCUUUCGCAUACUCAAGUCUGAAAAUAUCAAAGACAUCAGCUUCAUCGACUAAUUAUCCCCCAACGGCGCCGAUUGUUCCAGGCGGGAAUCCUCGUCUUUUCGACACGCUGGUUAAGGUCUCAGCGACCGUGAAGAAUACCGGAAAGGUUGAUGGGAAAGAAGUCGCACAGCUCUACGUUGGUAUCCCUAAUGGCCCUGUUCGCCAGCUUCGUGGCUUUGACAAAGUCUUGAUCAAGUCUGGCAAGUCGGCUAGCGUGAGUUUCAACCUUACUCGACGAGAUCUAAGCACUUGGGACACUAGUGCACAGGAAUGGCUUCUCCAGCGUGGAACAUAUCAGAUCUUUGUGGGGCGCAACAGCAGGGACCUGUCUCUUUCGGGGACUUUGACUAUUUAG
Molecule: messenger RNA, 2313 nt
Organism: Penicillium salamii
Lineage: Eukaryota; Fungi; Ascomycota; Eurotiomycetes; Eurotiales; Aspergillaceae
Source: the annotation of a GenBank genome assembly